This is a messenger RNA of Fomitopsis serialis, 645 nucleotides long. RefSeq lists its product as uncharacterized. Lineage: Eukaryota; Fungi; Basidiomycota; Agaricomycetes; Polyporales; Fomitopsidaceae. The record is from RefSeq and is a predicted model, not a curated record. Bases 173 to 508 code for a protein of 111 amino acids. The transcript has 8 exons.
CGCAGAUGUCACUGUUACCGUGGUUGUUGGGCGAUAGUUGUACUAGUUCUCGUAUGAUACUAGCACCCGCUCCUAAGUGUGGCGUCGGGCUUCUCAAGCUUCUGCAGCGCAAAUAACACUCGCCGUAUGAAGCCUGGCAGUGUAUUGAGUCCGACAGGUAUAAAGCGCACGUAUGCAACGUCGUUUCUCCUCCGUGUCCAUCCUCUCUCUUGUCUCACAAGCAGUACCAUCAGCUCGACCAAUGUUCAACUCCGGAAACGCCAACCGCUAUCAGCAGCCCCUAGGCGGCGAUGGUAGCGGGGCCAUACCGACCGCCAAUAUCGCGGGCAAGUACAGAGUCACUCUGUCCGACGGGACCACUGGUGUGGGUGUGCUCGUCACGCCUAUCGAAAGUAGGACCGGGCGGAAGCUCAAGCUUCAAUUUGGCGACGAACAGAAGGGCAUUUACAAUGACAAGGAGUGUACGCCGGUUAGCGCAAACACAGCUGUGAGCGCGCAUCCGGUGUAAGUGCGCCACACAUAGAAGGAACCCUAGUCCAGAGGCUCUAUUUUUCUGGAUAUGACUUGAGCUUAGUAGGCUUUGUAACAUUUACGACAUUGAACGUGACUGCGCUUGCGAAUAUAUUCUCCCCAUUCCAAUUCCCC